AUGUAUAUUGAAUCGUUAACACGGUUAUCUAACGAUAUCAUAAAGUUAAUACAUAAUUCUGAAGGAUACGACGUUAAAAUAAAAGUCGGAGAAUCUCCAAAUACACAAGAAUUUAAAGCUCAUUCGUUAAUAUUGAGAGCUAGGUCUCCUUAUUUUAAUAGAGCUUUAUCACACGACUGGACAAGAAAACAAGAAAACUUUAUCGUAUUUGAGAAACCUAAUGUGUCACCUAAUAUUUUCGAGAUCAUAUUACGAUACAUUUAUGGAGAUAUAUUCAAAUUAGAAGACUAUGACCCUUUUGAUAUUCUUGACUUUCUUAUUGCUGCCGAUGAACUAAUGGUUGAUGAUGGUUUAAUAGAUCAUGUCCAAACAUAUUUGAUUCAUUCAAAGUCUGUUUGGAUAAAUGAAAACCUUUUAGAUAUUCUUACAGUUAUUUCUCCUUGUGAUUCUUGUCAACUAUUACGAGAGUAUUGUCUUGAUAAGAUAAUUUCACAGGAUUUAAUAACCUUCUUUGAUGCAGAUUGGUUUCCUUCCAUUAAUGAAUUUAUACUUUUGGCUUUAUUACAACGUGAUGACCUUGGAUUGAGCGAAACUGUCUUAUGGAGAUAUGUUUUAAAGUGGGGUAUCUUAAAUACGAUUGGCCUCGAAAAAAACAUUGAGCAAUGGUCUCCUGAAGAUUUUACAACUUUGAAAACGACUCUACGUAGAUGUAUACCGCAUAUUAGAUUUUUCCAAAUGUCAUGUUCAGAUUUUUAUCAACACGUUCAACCUUUCGCAAUGAUCUUACCCGAAAAUCUUCUGAAUAAUAUAACACUUUAUCACCAAAUGGAAGAUCACAAUUUAAUAAUAUUACCACAACCAAGAAGCCCAGCAAUGCGAAUCAAUUCUUCUGUCAUUAUUAAUUCGAAAUGUGGAAAGAACAUUAUAAAUUUGAUAGAGAAAAAUCCUUUCCCAUCUAAUAAUAAAAAUAUUAAUUGUGCCUAUGAUUUUAAUUUAUUAUAUCGAGCAAGUUGUGAUGAAUACCAAUCAUUUCACAAAAAUUGUGAUAAUAUUGGAUGGUUUUCAUUUAGUCGUGGAUCAAAAGAUUGUUUUAUAUUUUCUCUUGGUACUGAUGAAAAAAAAGCAGAACUUGAAAAAGAAGUGAAAUGGCCGGACCUUUAUGUUAGUCUUAAGCGCGAUCGACCUUUUGGGUAUCGCCAAAAUAGAUGUUAUAAAUCUAAAGUUUUUAACAGACAAGGUAGUUUUAAAUGGGAGGAUUGGGAGGUAUUCCAAAUUAUUAAAAAGGCACAACAAAAAUAUGGAUUAACUUGGUCUAAUAAUCAAUUUGAUUGGCUAAAAGGUAUUAGAUUAUGA
This is a messenger RNA of Scutellospora calospora, 1353 nucleotides long. Lineage: Eukaryota; Fungi; Glomeromycota; Glomeromycetes; Diversisporales; Gigasporaceae. The record is from the annotation of a GenBank genome assembly.